CAACACAAGGAGAGGGCAGAGAGAGAACCAGCAGGAAUGGAAUGGGAGCUCCUGGUGAUCUGGGCACUUUCUCCUUCAUGUUACUGACCUGGGAGGAUCCACUUUAGGACAUGGAUCCCAAAGGAGCAAGAGGUACCAGGAAGCACCGCUGAUCUGCACAGACCCCCUGUGCCUGCUGCUGCCCCACAGUGAACAGCCAGGGACCACAUCCCACUGCCUGCCCAGUGUCCAUCCAUGGAGGUGACCACCGUGUCCCCAUCUCCUGCCUCACCCACUGAAGGGGACGAUCUCUGUGAGACAGAUGUCACCAACGUGGCCAUACACAGUGUGGCACUGCUCAUCUGCCUCUGUGGGCUGGCUGGGAAUGGGACUGUCCUUUGGCUCCUCUUCUCCCGCCAUUUGUACAGGAACAGCACCAUCCGUUACAUCCUCAUUCUGACUUUUUUUGACUUCCUCUUCCUCCUCUUUCUGGUCCCCUCCAGUCUGCUUUUCCUGCUGGAGGAUGUGUCCUGCUCUGCCAUCAUGCCCUUGCAGUACGUGUGGCUGGUUUUGCGCCUGCCUCUGGUGUCCUGCAGCCUGUGGCUGUACCUGCUGACAUUCAUCAACAUGAAGAGGUGCAGGUCCAUCCUCUGCCCACUCUGGCACUGCUGCCACCGUCCCCAGCACCUGACAUGGGUGGUAUGUGUUAGACUCUGGGCACUCUCCAUCAUUGUCUUCACUUUCCUUGCAAUUUUGCUGUGCCCAUCCCAUCUACCUGAGCACUGCUGGGUGCCUCUCAUCUCAAAGUAUGCCUUUGAUCUCCUCCUCUGUACUCCCCUCAUGCUCAUUUCCAGCACAAUCAUCUUCAUUAAAGCCAAGUCUAGCUCCCAUCAGCAGCAACUCAAGAGGCUGGACAUUGUUAUCUGCCUCUCUGUGCUCUUCACUCUGCCCUUCAGCCUCAGGAAUUUACUGCAGGUGUUCAGCUAUAUCAUUUUCUCCUCCCAGUUUUUUUUCCUGCUCACCUGCAUCCACAGCAGCAUCAAACCCUUCAUCUACUUCUUGGUAGGGAGCUCCUGGAGGCCCUGCUCUGUGGGGUGCCUCUGGCUCUCCCUCCAGAGGAUCUUUGAGGAGCCAGAAGAAAACUCUGCUGGCAUCGAUGAUCCUGUCGUGGAUGCUGCGCUCUGAGUCUGGUGAUUCCUCUUGCUGCACUGCUGAGGGACUCUGGGACAGUGGCUGAGGGAUUCCUUGAACCACCUGAUCAAUAAAUAUCCACAGUGUCACCCUCCCUCUGCUGGUGCAUCCCCUCCCCCUUUCCAGGCUGCACUGGGAUCUCAGAAAUGCUCCUUAGGCAUCAGCCUUGAGGAGCAGCCCCUGGGCUCAGCUCCUCUGCAGCUCAUCAGAAACACCCUCUGCUCCCAGGAACUGCUGCUCUCCAACAACCUCCUGGGUUUUAGGGACACCCUUGGAAAUCAGUUCACUUCCCUGGAUGGCACAACAUCCCUGUUCCCACACUUUCACAGAAAGCUGCCAGCCCAAAGUGUGGCCAGGAUGAAACAUGGCUGUGACUGAAGCCCAUCUCUUGGGGCCCUGCAAACAACAUUCCAAAAGGAGACCCUUGGAGCUCUCCUGGCCCCAGCAGUGCUGACCAGAACCUCCCUGGGAGUGGGGCCUCUCCCAGCCGGGAUCUCUCCCGUUUGCUGCCCUCGGGUGAUCCCUGAACACCGAUGGGUCCUGGGCCGAUCCCCCAGUGCUCGAGGCUCAGCCCUUGGCACAGUGAGGAGAUGCAAACGGAUCCAGAGUGAGCAUUUCCCUGCCUCCGAGGGGAAUUUCUCACAGGGACCUUGCACUGACUCUGUCUGUGUGCACACACGUGUGCAUCUGCCAUGGCAAAUGUGGGAGCAAUGCUGCUCUCCCAGGGGUUUCAGUACCUGAGAUAUCUCAUUGAGUCAGGC
Catharus ustulatus (Swainson's thrush) is the source of this 1931-nucleotide messenger RNA. RefSeq names its product mas-related G-protein coupled receptor member H-like. The coding region runs from base 235 to 1164 and encodes 309 amino acids. The record is from RefSeq and is a predicted model, not a curated record. The transcript has 2 exons. Gene Ontology annotation, biological process: G protein-coupled receptor signaling pathway. Gene Ontology annotation, cellular component: membrane. Gene Ontology annotation, molecular function: G protein-coupled receptor activity. NCBI's taxonomy places the organism in Eukaryota, Metazoa, Chordata, Aves, Passeriformes, Turdidae.